AUGCCGACCUCUCUUCAUCCACAAGCCAAGUUCGAUCCUAUUCCACCGGAUCUGGAUCUGUACGGCUUGGUCGACAGGACCCCCAACUUCAAGUGGGUUCAGCGUGUCUCGAGGUCACAGAUUCGCAACCUUGGGCAACAAGAGUUUGAGAAGCUCGUUCUGAUCCACAUCAUCGUUGGUGGAAAGCCUUUGGUCAUUGAUGGAUGGGACCAGGUUCUCCCAAAGUGGCUUUUUGAUGCUGGGUGGUUCGAGAAGACGUAUGACAAGAAGCAGGAAAAUGUUCGAGAUAUCACGGCUGGUAGCGACAUUCCUAUGACAACUGGACAUUAUCUACGGUCAAUGAGACAACUCACAAACCAAUGGACACCGAGCAACUUCCGCGACGAUCGACGCCAACGCCUCUACCUCAAAGAUAUAGACUGCCCUGUUGAAUGGCACGAUGCGCUGCAGAAAGUCAUCCACCCGAAUCUUUUCUACCUGAACGAGAAUUCAAGCGAAGCUGGAGGAGUGCGACAGCAAACAGACGACAUCCUUCGCGAUGACGCAGCUGCAGCUUCUGCUGGCGACCUGAUGUCCAGUCUGCCCGAGGAGAUGCGCGCCCAGAACCUGAUGUGCUAUGUCGGUCAUGAAGGUACCUACACCCCGGCGCAUCGUGAAAUGUGUGCCUCCCUGGGCCAAAAUAUCAUGGUGGAAGCGUCAGGCGAUGAGGGGGGCGAGAAACCCGGCAGCUCGAUUUGGUUCAUGACCGAAAGCAAGGAUCGCGAGGUUGUCCGCGAAUACUUUCUCUCGAUGCUGGGGCAUGACAUCGAGAUCGAGAAACACUUUGCUCAGAUAAAUGCGUGGAAGAAGGCCCCCUUUGAUGUCUACGUUGUCGAGCAGAGAGUUGGCGACUUCAUCCUCAUCCCACCCCUAGCGGCACAUCAAGUUUGGAAUCGAGGCACAAGAACAAUGAAAGUCGCCUGGAAUCGAACAACAGCCGAAACACUGGAGCUUGCGCUUCACGAAGCACUGCCCAAAGCACGACUGGUCUGUCGCGACGAGCAGUACAAGAACAAAGCCAUAAUCUACUUUACUCUAGAAAAAUACUAUCGCCAACUUCAACAUCUGGACGAGAACGCAGAGAUGACCCAGAUGAGCUUUAUGGGGCUUGGCCAGGAUAUUGUCCGAAGCUCGCCUCGAGCAAAGCAGCUCGCCGGCGACUUCAAGAAACUCUUUGGUCUCUUUACCGAAAUUCUUCUAGACGAAAUGUUUGCAUUCAAGGAAAAGGAAGUAGAGCUUAUUGAGUUCGACUCCUGCAUCACCUGCUCUUAUUGCCGAUCCAACAUCUUCAACCGAUUCUUGACAUGCAAGCAUUGUACUCGCAUGCUGAUCAAUGGCGAUGAAGAUGCGUAUGAUGUCUGCAUGGAAUGCUACGCUAUGGGACGAUCAUGUGCAUGCCUCUCUGGCCUGCAAUGGUGCGAGCAAUGGUCCUGGUCCGAACUUGUCGACAACUACGAAACCUGGCGAUCCAUGGUCAUCAAGAAUGAUGGCUAUGUUGACUUUGAGUUUUCCCCACAGCCCCUCGAGAUCGCACGGCAACGAGCUGGCAGGAAGGCCGUAGCACAAAUAUGCCAGGAGGCUCUUCGACGACGGCCCUGGAAGGAUAUCACUAAGCCAGAACGCGAAAACACUCCGAGCGAGUCAGAGCCAGAGAGCGAAGACAAACCUAAGAAGAAGUACAAGCGAAAGAAGAAGAAGGGUGAGCUUCGCAGGUGCCAUGUAUGCUGUCACAAGGAUUACGCCUACCGAGUGCAUCAGUGUACGAACCCAGGGUGCACUGAAGCAUAUUGCUACGGCGUACUCUAUCGAGCUUUCGAUAUGAUGCCUCAGAAAGUGCUCGAAGAUGAACAAUGGCAAUGUCCCAAGUGCCUAGGUAUCUGCAACUGCGGCGCUUGUCGACGAGGAGGAAACACAGAUCCUUACACGCCGAAGAACACCCUGCUGGGACAUGACACUCGCCCCAUCGCUGAUGACCGGAGUGUGGAGGCGCUUGUGGACUUCCGAGUACACAACCUAUCAUGGCUCAAGGCCGCGGGAGAGGAGAGUCGCAGCAAGGACAGCAAUCGGAUGAAGAAGUUGAGAGAGCAGGCAGAUAAUGCCAAGGCACAAGACAUCACCGACCAGGCCAUGCAGGAUGAUACUGCAGGCCUUGAUACAUCUGGCAUGAACGGAUACGGGGAUCAAAGCCACGUUCUGGGUCAGGGUGACCAUGUCAUGGUUGAUGCACCCGGCGAGGAGCAAUUUCCUCCUUUCCCUGACGGAGCUGCUGGUCCAGUUAACGAACCCAUGCCCGCGAUGGAUUUGCCACAGGCAGAAGAUCCCGAUGAAUCGCUUUAUCCCGAUCCUUCUGUGGUGGCUCGACAACGCAUCGGCAUGGGAUACUACGAACAGGAUGAUACGCCAGACAAGAUUCUCUUUGACCCUUUUCAGGCGCCUUCCGAAGAGGCCAUGCGACCUUCUGAGCCGGAUAUCCCCGAAUUUGUCAAGAAGUCCAUUCGCGCCGCCAAGAGGAAGGCCAAACGAGAGAAUGAGGAUCCAGAUUUUGUGGUUGGCAAAAGUCACCACAAGAAGCCUCGACCUACGGCUGAGGCAGAUCCUCUAGACAACAUGGAUCCUGCAUUGUUCGGUGGACCAACUGCCCCUGAGGCGGCCAUGCAUGAGCCAGGUCAAACUGACCAGAGCCAAACCGAGCCACAGAGUGAAGGAACGGCAGAACCAGGCCAAGAAGAUCAGUCCGAGCCACCACCUAGGAAGAUGACGAUGCCUCGGUUCGACGCCAACGAGCCUUUACUCCGACACGCCAAGCCCAUAGCGUCCUACGUGGAGGAGGAGGUUGAUUCUGACGAGUUCGAAGAAGACCACAGCCACCAACCCAAGGCUCGAUCACCUAAGGGAGCAUCGACGAAUGGAAAGACUGCCGUGGACCUAGCUGCCGAUGCAGUGCGUGCUCUGUUCGGGACGCCCUCCACUAAUAAUGACAAGCCUGCUCCUUCGAUCGAAAUGGACGAAACGGAGACUUCCACCAUGUCUCCAUCUGAGGUCAAGGUCCCCAAGAGGCGUGGUCGUCCUCCGAAGAAUACGUCUCCUCACCAGGACUCGCCACCACAAGCGACGCCAACUUCAUCAGCGAAGAAGCCAAGAGGUAGACCAAGGGGUAGACCAAGGGGUUGGCCUAAAGGUCGGCCUAGGAAGUCGCAUCUAUCUCAGGUCACUGUUGCGGACGAACCGAGCGAGAUCGCUGAAGACGCUGCCCAGGAAACCGUUCAGGGAACUGUCGACGUCGAAGCCAACAGCGAUGAGGAGCAUGAGAGGAUGGUUGGCGAGCUUGAAGCUCAGCUCGCUACCGACACUCCUGAGGUCGUGGCAGAACCUCCCCAGCCGCGACGACGAGGAAGACCUAGGAAGUCGGGUGUGACAACCAUUGCUGCUGCAUCAGUGGCUGUUGAGCUAUCUGACGAUGGCCAUGGCGAGCAUACACCAAGCAAGGGUGAAGAUCGUGCCUCGAGAAGUGCCCGCCGAACACGACGUCCCGAGGUUGCUGAGCCGGAGCCGGAGUCGACACCCACGGUUCCUAGUUCGAGUGGUACGCAAUUCUUGUCCAUGGCCGAGCGCAUGGCGCUCAAGGGGAAGAAGUUCAGGAUUGGGAAGCGCAAGGCUCGCCCAAGCUCUGGUGGCACAACUGCCUCCCCGUCUGUUUCCGUAACCCCUGGUACACGCUCUAAGGCCACACCGGACGUUGUGGAUGAGGUAAUGGAAGAGGUGGUGGACGAGCCGGAGCAGGCACAGCAGUCGACAGCGGAAUCUGCCCACAUCGAUACCGGCUCUGAGGAUGAGUACAGGGGAGGAGGGUCACAUUCUAUGGCAUCUUCAGCCCAUGACAGUCCACGCAGUCCCUCGCCGCCGCUCUCGCUAAAGCCACCUAGCCAACCCACCGUUGUCAGAAUUGGUGAAUCGGACUCAGAGGAAGAGCAGAGUCUGAUGAGCAGCUCGGGCUUCGGUUCAGAGAGCGAUGGUGAUAUCCCAGCUAGAGGCCGGGGUUCUGGUCGUGGAGGUCGUGGUCGUGGUCGUGGUCGUGGUCGCGGUAGAGGAAGAGGACGAGGCAGGGGGCGAAGGUUUUAG
Messenger RNA from Fusarium keratoplasticum, 4158 nucleotides. RefSeq names its product JmjC domain-containing protein. Bases 1 to 4158 code for a protein of 1385 amino acids. The transcript has 2 exons. Gene Ontology annotation, molecular function: DNA binding. NCBI's taxonomy places the organism in Eukaryota, Fungi, Ascomycota, Sordariomycetes, Hypocreales, Nectriaceae. The record is from RefSeq and is a predicted model, not a curated record.